Molecule: messenger RNA, 1047 nt
Organism: Sungouiella intermedia
Lineage: Eukaryota; Fungi; Ascomycota; Pichiomycetes; Serinales; Metschnikowiaceae
Source: the annotation of a GenBank genome assembly
AUGCUGUACAGAGUCCCCAAGAUCUCUGGCAUGAGCAAGAACACGGACCCAGGCGAUAUCGAAGACGUUUUGGAUAUCAUCCAGAUCGAUGAAAAUACCUGGGAGGGAAAGUACCCGUUAAGACUCCCUGUUUCAGGUGCUAGAGGUGUCUACGGCGGCCAUUUGAUUGCUCAGUCGCUCUUGGUAUUCAUUGACUCGGCUCCCGGCUUCUUACCCCACAGUUUCCACUCUCACUUCCUCAGACCAGGAAAUGCUAAGGUGAAAUGUCUUUAUCAGGUGACGAGAUUAAAUGAUGGCCGCAAUUACGCCAUGAGGCUGCUCAAGGUAUUGCAGAAUGACAAAAUCGUAUUCACGGCGCUCUGUUCAUUGGUGAAAAAGGGUGCCGAGGUGACAUCCAAAGACAUGAACUUGUUGGUUCCUCCUCCUCCACUCCAUGCCAAGUAUCCCGAUCCAAACCAACUUGAUCAGCUGAUUCACACUGAAUUCUGCCAGAACGCAUUCUCGGAAGAGUUUUUAGACUACAAGAAGUGCCCUGAAGAGGCGUCUAAGUCACCUUCAGAGCGCUGGAUCACCAUUUGGAGUAAGCUCCACCAACCAGGGAAGGAGGCCAUGAAGGACCCAAAAUUCAAUUAUGUGGCAUUGGCAGAGCUUUCAGAUUCGGCCAUCCUCACCACUUUAGCCAGAGCUUUGCACUUGAAUUGGAACCCUACUUUGGACAAUCCUUUACAGGAAUACGACGAUAGCAAAGAUGCUAGAAGGAUCAUCGAUCUCUCAUUGAAUGCGUUGCACAUUUUCCAUUACGAGGCCAUGUCUCUUGACCACCACCUUUACUUCCAUACCGACGACUUUGAGAGUUUCAACCCGGUGAAGGAUUGGUUGACAUUGGCGUACCAGUACAAAAUCAGCCGGAACCAUCGGUCGUUGGUGAGAGGUUUCUUCUACAAUCCUGAGGGAAACUGCGUGGCUACAUUUGUUCAAGAGGGUUUGACAUACUUGCACCCAGGAGUGCCAGAUCAAGCCCAUGGCAGGAACUCUUCCAACUUGUAG